AUAAUUAUCAAAUGCACAAAUCAGAUCCUCGAUAACAAUUAAGUAAAUAGACUGGAAACAUUUUAUAACAUGCCUGAAUAUUAAAUAGACAUUGUAGUUUUCUGCUGUCUGUACUUUGACGGACUAAAAUAUGCAUCAACAUAAAAGAUUGACGUUCCUAAUGAACAUAUAAUGGACCAACAUGAAUAGAGACCGUUGUAAGAAUUUUUAGUACCUCAUUUAUCUAGUCGAAGGUUUGCAUACAGUAACAUCAACAAUUUUAAUUGACAACAGGACCUUUGUCGGGGCAUAUACAUCCGCCGACAUCACAUUGUUUCACUUAUCUGAUGAGAUGUCCCUAUAAAACGAGGGCUCUAUAAGAUGAGUCCCUUCAAUAGAACAGUUUACGUUACGGGCGCAAACGUUCGUAAUAAGUGGAACAUGAAUAUCGUCUGGUUAAAGGUGGUGAUCCUAUUGAACGGGUGGCUGUUCAUCAAGGGAUCGUCUGUGGCCAUGCUGCAACACGCCACGUCCUCGCAAAGCAUCGUGUUUCACCAGGCGCAGCCGGCGCUGCCCGCCACUACCACCCCUGUAUCUUCUUUAGACCAGUACAGCAGAACUCAACCAAAAUACGAGUAUAAGUAUGAGGUGUCAGAUCACCAAACGGGCGACAGAAAGAGCCACUGGGAGCGGCGCGAGGGUGACAAAGUGCGCGGCGCGUACUCUUUGUAUGAGCCCGAUGGCGCGCUACGCACCGUUGAGUACACCGCGGAUGCAGUCCAUGGAUUUAAUGCCGUUGUGCGUCGUGAUGAGCCACACCAGCAGACCAAGCUGCAGCACCCUCGUAUGCCAGAAUCCCGCAGCCGAGCCCUGGCUAGCAGAGACUACCUCGAUAGCCAACAGUACCUGCCCGAGAGGAGCGCGCCAACCAGUCCACGAUACGGGCCCAGUAACAGUGCCAACUCUAAUGUGGGCUUCAGUGUUAACCAUGUAUCUGGUCUACAAGCCCCGGAGGAGAAUUAUAAUUACUAGAGCCGGAGACAACUAUGUACGACUUAAUAGCGAAUGCCAAUGUGAACGUGUGUACUGUGUAUGGUCAGCAAAUCUAUUAGGCACCCCUGCAUAUAUUGCUUAGAUAAUAUUUUCGCUGAUAUUUUUGCAUAUAUAGCAAUUAUGAAUGAAUUCAUUGAUAAAGUCGCCAUGCACUUUUACGGCUGAUGGUACAGUGUAGAACCCAAAUCGGUAAACAAUUAUGUAGCUACUAGGUAAGUUAGUAUUUAUUGUUGAAGUGUCAUGUUGAAGUCGUUGUAAAUAUGUAAUAGCAACGAGCAUUUAUUUAGCUGACUAUAUUUAGCUGAAUGGGACUUAACGGGCCGUAUUUUAACGAACAAUUUAAGAUACAUUUUUAAGAUUGAGCAUCAUUUAGUUAAAAUAAAUUCAGAGAUUAAAAAUG
Messenger RNA from Cydia pomonella (codling moth), 1432 nucleotides. Its product is annotated as larval cuticle protein A1A-like. Bases 361 to 1011 code for a protein of 216 amino acids. The transcript is spliced from 5 exons. Gene Ontology annotation, cellular component: extracellular matrix. Lineage: Eukaryota; Metazoa; Arthropoda; Insecta; Lepidoptera; Tortricidae. The record is from RefSeq and is a predicted model, not a curated record.